AUGGAGGUUGCAAUGGUGAGUGCAGAGAGCUCAGGGUGCAACAGUCACAUGCCUUAUGGUUAUGCAGCCCAGGCCCGGGCCCGGGAGCGGGAGAGGCUUGCUCACUCCAGGGCUGCUGCGGCAGCUGCUGUUGCAGCGGCCACGGCUGCUGUCGAAGGCAGUGGGGGUUCUGGCGGGGGCUCCCACCACCACCAUCAUUCACGUGGGGCCUGCACCUGCCACGACCCUCAGAGCAGCCGCGGUAGUCGCAAGAGGAGGCGACCGCGGCCUGAGAAGAAGAAAGCUCACCACCGGCAGAGCAGCUUUCCUCACUGCUCCGACCUGAUGCCCAGUGGUUCUGAGGAGAAGAUCCUGAGGGAGCUGAGUGAGGAAGAGGAAGAGGAGGACGAGGAAGAGGAGGACGAGGAAGAGGAGGGGCGGUUUUACUACAGUGAGGACGACCCUGGUGAUGAAUGUUCCUACACCGACCUGCUGCCUCAGGAUGAUGGGGGAGGCGGUGGCUACAGCUCAGUCCGCUACAGUGACUGUUGUGAGCGCGUGGUGAUCAAUGUGUCAGGCCUACGCUUUGAGACCCAGAUGAAAACUCUGGCUCAGUUUCCAGAGACUUUGUUGGGGGACCCUGAGAAGAGGACUCAGUACUUUGACCCUUUGCGCAACGAGUAUUUUUUUGACAGGAACCGGCCCAGCUUUGAUGCCAUCUUAUAUUAUUAUCAAUCAGGAGGCCGCCUGAAGAGGCCGGUCAAUGUCCCCUUUGAUAUCUUCACUGAGGAGGUGAAGUUCUACCAGCUGGGAGAGGAGGCCCUGCUCAAGUUUCGGGAGGAUGAGGGCUUCGUGAGAGAGGAGGAGGACAGGGCCCUGCCAGAGAAUGAAUUCAAGAAGCAGAUUUGGCUUCUCUUUGAAUAUCCAGAGAGCUCCAGUCCUGCAAGGGGCAUAGCCAUCGUGUCCGUCCUAGUCAUCUUAAUCUCCAUUGUCAUCUUUUGCCUGGAAACCUUGCCCGAGUUCAGGGACGACAGGGAUCUGGUCAUGGCACUCAGUGCUGGUGGGCACAGUGGGUUGUUGAACGACACCUCGGCACCUCACCCGGAGAACUCAGGGCACACGAUAUUCAACGACCCCUUCUUCAUUGUGGAGACGGUGUGUAUUGUGUGGUUUUCCUUUGAGUUCGUGGUUCGCUGCUUUGCUUGUCCCAGCCAAGCGCUCUUCUUCAAGAACAUCAUGAACAUCAUCGACAUUGUCUCCAUUUUGCCUUACUUCAUCACACUGGGCACCGACCUGGCCCAGCAGCAGGGGGGUGGCAACGGUCAGCAGCAGCAGGCCAUGUCCUUUGCCAUCCUCAGGAUCAUUCGUCUGGUCCGAGUAUUCCGGAUCUUCAAACUCUCCAGGCACUCCAAAGGCCUGCAGAUCCUAGGCCACACCCUCAGAGCCAGCAUGCGGGAGCUGGGCCUUCUGAUCUUCUUCCUCUUCAUUGGGGUCAUCCUCUUUUCCAGCGCUGUGUAUUUCGCAGAGGCGGAUGAACCUACCACUCACUUCCAAAGCAUCCCAGAUGCGUUUUGGUGGGCUGUGGUGACCAUGACAACUGUGGGCUAUGGGGACAUGAAGCCCAUCACCGUGGGGGGCAAGAUCGUGGGGUCCCUGUGUGCCAUUGCGGGUGUCUUAACCAUUGCUUUGCCAGUGCCAGUGAUUGUCUCUAACUUUAACUAUUUCUACCACAGAGAGACUGAAAAUGAGGAACAGACACAGCUGACACAGAAUGCAGUCAGUUGCCCAUACCUCCCUUCUAAUUUGCUCAAGAAAUUUCGGAGCUCUACUUCUUCUUCCCUGGGGGACAAGUCAGAGUAUCUAGAGAUGGAAGAAGGAGUUAAGGAAUCUCUGUGUGCAAAGGAGGAUAAGUGUCAGGGAAAGGGGGAUGACAGUGAGACAGAUAAAAACAACUGUUCUAACGCGAAGGCCGUGGAGACAGAUGUGUGA
Messenger RNA from Cynocephalus volans (Philippine flying lemur), 1968 nucleotides. It is a transcript of the gene KCNA4, whose product is annotated as potassium voltage-gated channel subfamily A member 4. Gene Ontology annotation, biological process: potassium ion transmembrane transport; protein homooligomerization. The record is from RefSeq and is a predicted model, not a curated record. The transcript has a single exon. Lineage: Eukaryota; Metazoa; Chordata; Mammalia; Dermoptera; Cynocephalidae. Gene Ontology annotation, molecular function: delayed rectifier potassium channel activity; protein binding; potassium ion binding. Gene Ontology annotation, cellular component: dendritic spine; axon; membrane. Bases 1 to 1968 code for a protein of 655 amino acids.